Messenger RNA from Paramecium pentaurelia, 375 nucleotides. The record is from the annotation of a GenBank genome assembly. NCBI's taxonomy places the organism in Eukaryota, Ciliophora, Oligohymenophorea, Peniculida, Parameciidae.
AUGCCAUUCUCACAUUAUUUCUACAAGAUGGACAUAAAGGUUUUUCAUUAAGCCAUUCAUCAAUACAAGUAUCAUGAAAAUAAUGAUUACAUUUAGGCAAUUAGGCCACAAUUUCCAUUUAUUCUAAUUAACAUAAACAUAUAGGACAAUCUUCUUAGUAUAUUACUUAAUAUUCAAUCCAUGGUUUUCUAGUUAAUUUUUAUAACUCUUCUGGAGAUAAGCCGAGAUUGAAAGAAGGGAAGUUUCCUCUGAUAAGUCCAAAUAUCAUAAUAAAUACAAAGAUGAUAAUAGUAAAAAAAGAGAUUGCAUAACAAAGAGCAUUACAUAGUAAAAAUAAAUCGAAUAUCCAUUCACAAAUCUAUUAAUUGUAUAUUG